UGUGUUUUGAGGAAAGAAAGCACAGAUGGUCGCCUUCCCCCUGGAUUUAUUAGCUUAAAAUUAUAUGUAUGUAGCCUAAUUUUAAUGAUAAGUGACUGUGUGCGUUCAUCUUUCGUCUGUUUGAAUAAGAGACGCCAAGAACCGAAGAGUUAAUCAUUAGUAGUCUCUAGUAUAUGAGCAAUUAAAAACGGCUACGAUGCUAAGUUAGCUUACAAAACGGUUUCAGUUCAACUUAAACUGUUAGCGCACAGUUUAGAAAAUUAUUAUGUAGUACGGAAUGGCUAUGCCUUAAUGUUACGAUGUACAAUAUUAGUAUUUAUUUUCCCUAUCUGGUUCGUUAAGUCUGGUUUAUAAGCUACCCUUUGUUUCCAGUCGCACCGCUGUAUUGAUUGAUUGUAAUUGAUUGUUGGUGGAGAAGAGAAAGAUGGAUGAAAGUGCCGACAAUGUUGACAACGACGACAUCGUCAUUAUCGUGGAGAACGAGGCAGAAAGUUUGCCAGCCGAGGAGGAGAGACUGAAACAGCAAGGCACCUUCGGGCUCAUGGAUACUUGUCCCAUCUGCAAGUUGAGCUUCCACAACAGAGAGCCCAAACUACUGCCGUGUCUUCACUCUUUCUGCAAGAGGUGUCUCCCUGCCCCCUUCAGGAGCGCCGAGCCAAGGCGUGACUCUCAAGGCCAGGUCGACAACAACAAAUCAUUGGGUGCCAUCCGAUGUCCAGUAUGCAGACAGGAAUGCUGGGAGAUGGACAUGUUGGACAAUUUCUUUGUCAAAGACUCUGCUGAGGUGCCGAGCAGCACGGUGGAGAAAACCAGUCAGGUGUGCAUGAGCUGCGAUGACAACACAGAGGCAACAGGUUACUGCGUGGAGUGUGUGGAGUUUCUGUGUGUGACAUGCAUUGAGGCGCACCAAAGGGUCAAGUUCACCAGGGAUCACACCAUACGCCAGAAAGAGGAGAUGUCUCCAGAAGCAGUAGGAUUAUCCACACAGAAGCCUGUGUUCUGUGACAUCCACAAGCAGGAGCCACUGAAGCUGUUCUGUGAGACGUGUGACCGACUUACCUGUCGGGACUGUCAGCUCCUAAAACACAAGGAUCACAACUACCAGUUUUUGGAGGAUGCGUACAGGAAUCACAAGCAGUAUCUGGAGAACAUGACGCAGCAGUUGCAGGAAAAAAGAAAGGCCAUCGAGGACGUGUCGGGCUGUAUCACCACUGGGCUCCAACAAGUUGAAGAAAAUCGAAAGUCGGUCACUAAUGAAAUAAAGAAGUCCAUCUGUAAUCUGAUUAUGGAGAUCAACAGGAAGGGGAAAAUUCUGGUCAACCAGCUGGAGGCUCUGACUAAGGACCAUGAGCUGGGUUUGAAAAAGCAGCAAGAGGACGUGAACUCUCUGAGCAGGCACCUGGACCAUGUGAUCAGUUUCACCAAGUGGGCCACAGCCAGCCACAGUGGAACAGCCCUGCUGUACUGCAAGAGACUGAUCCUUUUUCAGAUCCAUUACCUGAUGAGGGCAAGCUGUAAUCCCUCCAUCGUCCCUCAGAGUUCGGUGCGCUUUCAGUGUCGUUCGGGUUUCUGGGCCACAAAUGUAGACCUUGGUUCCUUGGUUGUGGAAAGGGCUCCGGGCCGGCCGCCCAUCACCAACCACCAGGCGGGCCCCAGGCUGGAGGCCCCCACCGGGGCUCUCUCAGUCUCUCAGGCUCAGCAGCGACAGAGCACGCUGGCUCAGCUCCAGAUGCAGACAUCUCGUAUUCCUCUGUCCAAGGUGGACAAGCUUUCCCAGCAGCCCCAAAGACAGCCCCCUCCUAACCACUGGUCCUGGUACCAAAAUGUCAGGCUCCCAGGACCCCCUGGUCCUCCGCCCCCAACCAGACCCAUCCAUGGAGGGUCCUCCCCCUCCCAAGGCCCCCCCAGCAUGGGGCAGCCAGGACGCAGAUAUGGAAGCUCUCACCCCAACCCUCGAAGUCCCACAUCAUCCAUGAUUCACAACACAGGAUACCCAGCCGCUCAGUCUCUGAGAGAUCUGAUCCAUAACUCCAGCUUCCCUCCUAAACCCAUGGAUGUGUUGCAGGGUAUGUCCCGCUACCCCCAGCCUCUGUCUGCCGGAGCAGCCACGCAGACGUCACUACAUCAGCGGGGCCUAGCGGAGUCCUCCUUCCUGAAGAGGAGCGAGGCCAGUGGAUCUGUCCCCUCCAUCACCAUCUCUGUUCCCAAACCAAGCUUUCCUUCAAGUCUGGCUUCAGCAACUGCAGACAAAACAAGCACGUUUAAUCACAUAGCAGUUCAAGCAAGACAGAGCUCCCCAAUGGCCAAACCAUCUUCUUCAGACAGAAGCACUGGGACGACUUCAUGGAGGCAGACUUCUGAGCCUCCGUCUGCCCCCUCAGCCAAGCGACGGAGGAGGUCGUCCCCAGGACCAGUCAUCGUUAUCAAGGACGAACCAGAGGACGAGGAUGAAGUUCGAUUUGUGCAGUCCAGUCUGCCAGACAGCAGCACCAGCGCUCAGUCAAAGCCCCGGCCGCAGCUAAAGGUGUCCGUCCAAGUCCAAGUCCCUGGAUCAGAGUCUAAGAAAGAGCAGCGCCCGCAGCCCGCGGCACAGCCGGAGUCUGAGAAGAGAGCGGAGCCGGAGGAAGAUCCUAACGAGGACUGGUGCGCCGUGUGUCAGAAUGGAGGGGAGCUGCUCUGCUGCGACAAGUGUCCCAAAGUCUUUCACCUGACCUGCCACAUUCCUGCUCUGAACGAGUCCCCUAGUGGGGAGUGGUUCUGUUCACUCUGCCGAGACGUCUCCUCUCCUGAGAUGGAGUACGACUGUAACAGCAGGGAAGACCCCGUCUCUGAAGGAUUCCCACUUGUUGACAGAAGGAGGUGUGAGAGGCUGCUACUACGUCUGUUCUGCAAUGACUUCAGCACUGACUUCCAGCAGGCUGCCUCUCCAUCAGAGACAAGAAGGUACAAAGAGCUGAUCAAGACCCCGAUGGAUCUGUCAAUAGUCAAGAAGAAACUGGAGUCGAAGUCGCAGGAAGGUGAAUGUUACAAUGAUCCAGAGGGGUUUGUCGCAGACAUCCGGCUCAUAUUUUUCAACUGCGCAAAGUACUACAAGGCGACCUCGGAAGUGGGGAGCGCAGGCUUGUACUUGGAAGACUACUUUGAGGAGCAGCUGAAACUAGUCUACCCAGAUAGAGUCUUCCCCGGAGGGAGAGAGGAGCAGAUGAUCCCUCCCCUGGAGGACGAGAUAGAUGAAGAGGAGGAGGAGCAGAUGAUGGAGGAAGGCAUGGCUCCUAUUGAAGACGAUAAACCACAAAGUCCUGCAGGAGAAGGGAUCCCUCCUGUGGAAGAGGACCUGCCUCCCCUGGAAGAAGCCGGGGCAGCUGAGGAGGAGAAGUGUGAAACGGAGGAGAAGGCGAUAGAUACGAGUGACAAGGGGACGGAUGAAAAGGCAGCAGGUGUGGAAGGAGACAUGCCUCCUGUAGAGGAGACCAAGCAGGACGAGGAGAGUCCUGUGGAGGAGGCGGGAGGUUCUCCGGCUGCAGAUAGCGAAACAAAAGACAAAGUAGCUUCCAGCUCUCCAAAAGAGGAGAUCCCUGAGCUCCCUACAGACACAAAUGUGGAUCCCCCUGAAAGCCAGGAGAAGGAGUCGGCUCCUGCAGACACAGCCAAAGAGGAGGACGGAUAGAUGGAUUACAACCCAGAGAAAAGAUUCCAGUCUUCCACGAUCCGGCCCCAGUGGGGACCAACAUUUGCUGCAUUUUUUUUGUAACAUGUUAUAUUUGCAAUAGGAAUAAAAGAGGGCACUGCUUUACUAAAUAGACUUAUUUAGUAGCGGUGAUGCUGUAGAUGCACAUUGAAAGGAGUAAAUAAGCUUUUUUUGUGUUUUUUUGCUGGACAAUAGUUACAAUUUUACUGUAACACAAUUUAUUUUCUGUGAUGACGGCAUUGGCAAGCACAUUAAAUACUCAUACUCUUUGUUGAUAGGAUUAUGUGUAAGUUAUCAUCAACAUAAGAAAAAAAAGAUUUUAGAUCACGCAUGCAAGAUGUAGAUAAAUAGUAAUGCCUUCAUUUUAGUGUUUAUAGAUUUUGGCUAACUUGAACUAGCCAUUUUGCCCAUAAACAAAUUGUUUUAUUGCAAUAGUAUUUUUUAUUUUAUUAGUAUUCUAUUAAUGCUUUGUAUGCAACCUAUAGGGCCGCUGUAUGUAAAAAUGUGUGCUGCUUGGUUGUUUGAAUGAAUUGCCACUAUUGUGGUUUUAUUUCUGUGUUGCCAGUUUGAGGCCUCUUAUCCCCCCCAAAUCCUAACAAUGUUUUAUCAUACAGCAGCCUUGUUGGUUCUUAUCAGCAGACAAUUCUUCAGACUUUAUUGACUUUACGGUUAUCAGUCCGAGGUACUUCUGAGACAUGAUUAUCACUUUCUCAUCGUCAGCCUCUGACGACAGUGUCUUCUCCAGAUUGUGUCCUUGCCUCUUGCUGCAUGAUUACUUUAACAUAACAUUAGGCCUUAUCUUUUAAGCUGGUGUCCCGCACUGCAACUCAUGACAAAAGUGUGCAAUUAGACUAACUUAGUCAAGAACAAAACACCUUUUAGCUUCGGUUAACUUAACUUUAAUUUAUGGCCGUCAAGUCACUUUUCAAAAAUGAGAAAAAAAACCUGAUACUUCAACUUUAAUCUUGAUCAUUUUGUCUCAUGUCAUUGCUUUUAUUAUUUAUUCAGGAUACACAGAACCUGUAAAUUAACUCUGCAAACAAUGUUUAGCAUAAAAAAUACCUGCAUUUACAAUAUUUGUAAUAAACAGGGUUACAUGUAAA
Molecule: messenger RNA, 4791 nt
Organism: Centropristis striata (black sea bass)
Lineage: Eukaryota; Metazoa; Chordata; Actinopteri; Perciformes; Serranidae
Gene: trim24
Product: tripartite motif containing 24
Exons: 19
Coding region: 425-3667 (1080 amino acids)
Molecular function (GO): protein binding; zinc ion binding
Source: RefSeq, a predicted model, not a curated record